CUUUACUGUGGCCACCCUGGAGAGGCCUGAAUAAACAGGAGAGCAGACGACGAAGGGAUAUGAUUGUGCACUUCCUGCUUGGCAACUACAGGAAGUAAUUGAGCUCUACAGGAAAGAUGACAAGCUGGGUCCAGGUCGCUCUUCUUCUCCUCUGUCUCCUCCUGUUAUGCCUGUCUGCAGCCGGGGACCAGCUGCAGGAGGAGGCGCUCCUGCACUUCUCCUCCAUAACGCCCAUCAACAACGUGGUUCAGGACCCCCGCAGCGGGCGCGUCUACCUGGGUGCCGUCAACACCAUCUACCAGCUGGACGAGGCGCUGCGUGAAGAGGCCCGCACCGUGACUGGCCCCAAGGAGGAUGCCCGCACCUGCACCCCGCCUGUCUCCACUCCGUACUGCCAGGACACCAAGCCCAGCCCUAAUGUCAAUAAGCUGCUGCUGGUGCACCCAUCCAACGGCUCACUGAUCGUCUGUGGGUCCCGAUACCGGGGUAUCUGUUCCCUCCUCAACCUGAGCAAUGUGGAGCAGCAACUGUACUACAGUGACUCUAAGGGGGAGAGGACUUAUGUAGCUAGCAUAGAGGACGGGGUAGCCGUGGUGGCCGUCAUGUCUACAUACGUUAAUAAAGACGGCAACACCUUUAAUGUGUUUCUGGUGGGAAAGGGCUACGGCAGCCUGGACAGCUCCAAACUCAUCAGCACGCGCAUCCUCCAGGACUACCGCGACUGGGUGGUAUUCGAGAGCAUCAUCGAGGCGUCCACCGUGCAGGCAACACCCUUCGUGCCCAAGUACCUGCACGACUUCCGCCACGCCUUCAAGGAGGAGGGCUUUGUCUACUUCCUGUUCUCCAGGACCAUGGGAAGCACCGAUAACAAGAACCUCACCUUCGUGUCUCGACUGUGUGAGGACGACCCUCACUACUACUCUUACACAGAGCUGCAGCUCAACUGUGGCCCGGGGAACAGGUACAACAAGGUGCAGGCAGCCUAUGUGGCGUCCCCAGGUAAAGAGCUGGCCCAGGGGAUGACGGAGUCGGGCCAGUAUGGUCAAGUACUCCCCUGGCACAAGGUGCUGUUCAUGGUGGCCAGCCCGGAUGACGACGGCGCCGACUCGGCCCUGUGCAUGUACCCUCUAAACACCAUCAAUGAGAGGCUGGUGGACAUCAUCAGUGCCUGCUACAGCGACUCGGGCAAGAUCGCAGGCAUCCCAGCUGUGGACAUCCCCUACUCCUACAAGACAGACGAGUUCUGCACCUCCCAUAUUGACAAAGACACUCUGAACAACUAUAAGUGUGGGGCGGACUUCCUUCCCUCUCCACUGGCCAGUAAGCCAGAGUUUGCCCUGCAGGCGAAGGCGGUCAUCAUCAGGAGGUGCCUGCUGACCGCUGUGGCCAUCGCUGUGGAGAAUGACCACACUAUCGCCUUCCUGGGGAACAGCCUGGGAGAGGUGUACAAGGUGCAUCUGACUGCCAACCCAGAGGUGUACAGUCAAGUGCCAGGGGACACCACAGGGAAACGCAUCAACAAAAAACUCUUCUUUGACGCCAGCCACAGCCACCUGUAUAUCACCACUGAGAAAAAGAUCACCAAGAUGCCAGUGCAGACGUGCCAUCUGAAAACAGACUGCCAGUCCUGUGUGUCACCAUGGGACCCCUACUGUGGCUGGUGUGUUCUGGAGGGCAGGUGUACCAGGAGGUCUGAAUGCCGGCGAGCGGAGGAGAAGAACGGCUGGUUGUGGAGCCCCAAGCAGCAGUGUCUGAAGAUCGUGUCCUUCAACCCACCCAACCUCAGCUGCAAAAAGACCCAGCAGAUUUUCGUGGGGGUGCCCAUUAAGAUCUUUGUGAACGAGUCGGUGGAGCUGGCCACCAGGUUCAAUUUCUACAACUGUUCACACUGUGAGAAAGCAGAGAGCACACCGUGUUUGUCGUGUGUGGCCAGCCCAUGGGGCUGCCAGUGGAACACCCAGGACCACACCUGCCAGGACAAGGACGACACUGUGUUGGGCCCUCAAAUCAUCAAACACAGACAGGGGGCAAGAUGUCCCCAGUUCGAGAACCCUGAUCCUGUGCUCAUUCCUGUGGGGUUCAAAACCACCAUUGGCUUCGAGGGCAUCAACCUGGAUGUUUACCAGGACCGGGUGUUCACCAUCGGCACAGAGCUGAUGAGAAACAUGGAGGAGGACGUCAGGGCUGAAGAUGGGCCCUUCUACAGCUUCAACGGUUUUAACUUUUCCUUCGAUAAGUCACAGGAGACCAACGUUCUGUUCUACGUGAAGGACAAACAGUCGGGCAAGAAAAUAGACAGCACGCUGAAUGUGACCCUAUAUAGCUGCUCGCUGGGCCGUGAGGACUGCAGCCUGUGUAAGAACGCUGACCCUAAGUACAGCUGUGUGUGGUGUGUCAAAAGGAAGUCGUGCGUCUAUGAGAAGCUGUGUACUAAUGACCAGGGUACAGAGUGCCCUGACCCACACAUCACUGACAUCAUCCCUCGCUACGGGCCCGUGAGGGGGGGCAUCUCUGUCACCAUCAAGGGCUCCAACCUGGGCAUCCACAAGGAGGACAUCAAGGCCAUCAGUGUGGUGGGGGUCCCCUGUAUACAUCAGGAGAACAAAUACGCCGUCUCCACCAGCGUGGUGUGUGAGAUCGGGCCCUUGGAUCCCCUGAGUAAAAACUGGGGCCAGGUGGAGGUGGAGGUAGAGGGAGGGAAGAGAGGAACGUCAUCUGCUUUCUUCACAUACCGGGACCCCAUCGCCCGCUCGGUGCACCCCGCCAACGGCUCCAAGGCCGGGGGGACGGUCAUCACCAUCUCUGGCUUCAACCUAGACACAGCCACCAGGGAGGACAUUGCCGUCACCGUUGGGGGGGUGGUGUGCACUGUGGAGACGUUUGGUGCAGCCAUCACCUGCAGGAUGGGAGAGUACAGGGCGGAUAAGGUUCCCUCUGACCUGCUCACGGUGACAGUAAAGUAUGGGAAGAGCACCACCACAGCCGUCCCCACAGCCUUCCAGUUCUGGGAGAACCCCACUAUCCUGGACCAUCACCCCAAGGGAAGCUUUGUGUGUGGUGGGAGGACCAUCGUGGUGACUGGAUCUGGGUUUGACCUAAUUCAGAACGCCAUCAUGAGGGUCCAGGCCUCGGCUGACAAGUGGGCCAGCAUAACUCCUACUGAGUACCUCCAGGAGGCUCUGAGUAAGAACAACACGGUAAUCCAGUUCCUGACCCCGGCCGUCAACAGGUCUUCUGAGUCCCAUUUGUUCAGGACCUUCAUCCAGCUGGACAACUGGGGGAGGGAGCUCAAGCCCUUCGACUACCACCCUGACCCCGCCUUCGACCCCCUCACCAAAAAGAUCAUCACCGAGACCUCCAUCAUUGUCGUCACUGGCCGAGGUUUCGAAAAAGCCAUGACAGCCAAAGAGGCCCAGGCGUUUGUGGGGGAUGUCCCGUGCUAUGUCAACGCCCUCCAGGAUGACAAGCUGUUCUUGGAUCCCCCGUCUAGCCAGCCCCAGGCCCGCUCCAAACGCCACCGCAGACGCAGAGACACCAGCUCCGACCCAUUGGACCUGCUGGGAUCCAAGCCAGCCGAAUGGAGGAAGAGCCAGCAGGCUGAAAGAGAGUAUGAGAAGGUGAAACACCAGCUGGAGAAUUUGGAGGAGAGUGUACGAGAUCGCUGCAAGAAAGAGUUCACAGACCUGAUGAUAGAGAUGGAGGACCAUACCAACGAACUGAGCGAGGGGCGAAUCCCCUUCCUGGACUAUAAGACCUACACGGACCGCGUCUUCUUCCUGCCCUCCAAGGACGGGGCCAACGAUGUGAUGAUCACGGGCAAGCUGGACAUCCCUGAGGCACGGAAGGCCAUCGUGGGCCAGGCCCUCAACCAGUUCUCUAACCUGCUCAACUCCAAGACCUUCCUCAUCAAUUUCAUCAAGACCUUGGAAGGACGUCCAGACUUCAACGCCCGGGCCAAGGUGUACUUUGCAUCCCUGCUGACGGUGGCUCUGCAUGGGAAGCUGGAGUACUACACGGACAUCAUGAGGACCCUGCUGCUGGAACUCAUGGGGAACUAUGUCGACAGCAAGAACCCCAAACUCAUGCUGCGCAGGUCAGAGACAGUGGUGGAGAGGAUGCUGUGUAACUGGAUGUCCAUCUGUCUUUACCAGUUCCUCAAGGACUCAGCAGGGGAACCCCUGUACAAGCUGUUCAGGGCCAUCAAGCAUCAGACAGAGAAGGGUCCAGUAGAUGCCAGAGUGAAGAAGGCCAAGUACACCCUGAACGACACGGGCCUGCUUGGAGACGACGUGGAGUACUGCGUCCUGACUCUGCAGGUGCUGGUGCACGGGGAGGGGCCAGACGUGACGCCCGUCAAGGUGUUGAACUGCGACACGGUGUCCCAGGUGAAGGAGAAGAUCAUCGAGGCGGUGUACAGGAACCUGCCCUACUCACAGAGACCCAAAGUGGACAGCGUCAGUCUGGAGUGGCGUCCUGGUUCCACAGGGCAGAUCCUGUCAGACCUGGACCUGACGUCCCAGAAGGAGGGCAGGUGGAGGCGCAUCAACACGCUGGCCCACUACAAUGUGCGAGACAAUGCUACUCUAGUCCUGUCCAUGGUUCUUCACACUCAACAGAACUAUUACCAGAACCAGGAUAACCAAGAGGAGAGAAACGCCCUGUUGGAGGAUGACAAGGUGUUCCAUCUGGUUCGGCCUGAUGAGCUGGAUGAGAUGAAGUCCAAGAGGGGCAUGAAGGACAAGUCCAUGACCAAAGCCAUCACUGAGAUCUAUCUCACACGACUGCUCUCUGUCAAGGGAACCCUGCAACAGUUUGUGGAUGACUUCUUCCGCAGCGUGUUGUGUUCCGGGUCGGUGGUGCCACCCGCCAUCAAGUACUUCUUUGACUUCCUGGACGAGCAGGCCCUCAAACAUGACAACGUGGAUGAGGAGACCGUACACAUCUGGAAGACCAACAGCUUGCCUCUGAGGUUCUGGGUGAACAUCCUGAAGAACCCUCACUUCACCUUCGACGUCCACGUGACAGAGGUGGUGGACGCCUCGCUGUCCGUCAUCGCUCAGACCUUCAUGGACGCCUGCACCAAGACAGAGCACAAACUCAGCCGAGACUCUCCAAGUAACAAACUACUCUAUGCAAAGGAGAUCUCCACCUACAAGAAGAUGGUCGAUGAUUACUACAAGGGCAUCAGACAGAUGGUAUCAGUCAGCGACCAGGACAUGAACACUCAUCUGGCAGAGGUGUCUCGGACUCAUACAGACAAACUCAACACACAAGUGGCUCUGCAUCAGCUCUACCAGUACGCCAGCAAAUACUACGACGGGAUCAUCCAGUCCCUAGAUGAGGACCCGGCAGCCCAGAGUAAACAGCUCACCCUGCGGCUUCAGCGGAUAGCAGCCGCCCUUGAGAACAAAGUGACAGACCUCUAACCCACUGGAGGAGCCACUGAGACGGAGAGGGAGGGAUGGAGGGAGAUGGUACCGUGCCACCAGUGUCUACAGGGGCUUAUUUAUCCUGGUGGAGGAGAAAGAAACAGAGAAAGGGGUCCCGCAAGGCCUUGAUGUUGACACCUUCAACCCAGCAGGCCCAGAAUGUGGGACAGAUCAGAGUCUGCAGAGUGGAACAGAAUAGGACCAAUGAAACAAAGACAGAUCAGAGUCUGCAGAGUGGAACAGAAUAGGACCAAUGAAGCAAAGACAGAGAGAUGAUGAUGGGUUACACAUGUCAUCAUACUGUAGGAACGCCUUAACUUAAGUCCACUUGCCAAACUGAAAUAAUUGGUCGUUAACACUCACUCUGGCUGUUCCCACAAUGCAACAGGGGCCAGCCCCGGGAAAUAAGCCCCUGUGUUGAACACUGCUUGGCACAAAGAGAUAAUCAGAUGUUCAAUUUCAUCCUGUCUAGAAAAGUUGUAAGAACUGUAUGAUAUAUUUUUUAUUGUGCAGUCUUUAUGCGGAAAGCUUUAUAAGGAGAAAUUAUCUUUUAAAAUGGACUGCCUUGUGGUGUGUAUUGUGUUUCUAUAGCCAGUGUGUGGAUGUGGGUUUGGGUUUGGGUUUGGGUGUGGAUGUGUGUGCGUGUGCGUGUGUGUGUGUGUGCACGGAAUGCCUACUGUCAGGCCAGAGGGUGGAUGCCAUAUCUGUUAUUUUAAUCUCCACUAGUCACUGACACACAGGAGCCCGUUCUCCCACUGAGCUCCUCUACACAGACCAAACGUUCAGGCUAACUAUACACAGGCUCUUCUUGGAAAUGACAGGCCGACUUGUGCCAGGUCGACUUGUGACAGGCCGACUUGUGAUUUUCCAAAUUAUCGGUUUUAAUUGUAUUUUUAUUUUGAUUCAUAGCUCGAUGGCAGGGUUUGGUUGCCAAUAUGCCCUCACACUGAAACAUCCAUAACACAGCUAUUUCCCCUUGUUGGAGUACAUUCUCACACAUUCCACUGGAACCUCAGUUAGUUUUGACCUCCAGUUUAUAAUGUUUUAUUUUUUUUAAGCUAAAUAUCUCCCAAAUCAUGUAAUAUAUUUUGAAUAGCAUUAAAUUACAUUUUAAGUCAGGUGAAUUACAUUUUACUCUGUAGCCAGUCAAGCAUACAUCCUGCAAUAACAUAACAUUUUUUAUGUGUUUUACUUUAUAGAAUUUGUUGUUUACCAUUUCAUCUACAGUAGUGAAACAGCAAUACUUUAGUACUUGAGUGAAAAUAUACUGAGGAAAUAUAAAUAAUAUGACAGCAGAUAUAUUAUAGUAGCUAACUUACUAAGUAAUAUGACCAUGAUGUUACAAGUUGUUCAUAGUGUUUUGAGUUUCCUUAUUCUAUGCCAAAUUACUAUUAAUAUCCCAUUUUGUAAGCUUCUACUAAAUGGAAAUCGUACACUUUUAAAUGAAUAAUGAUUUUAACAACAUGCGCCAUCGUUGGUAUAAUGUGUCACAAGUCAGGUUAAUUUAUUUACAGUGCCAGUAAAAGGUUUGGACACACCUACUCAUUCCAGGGUUUUUCUUUAUUUUUACUAUUUUAUACAU
Molecule: messenger RNA, 7011 nt
Organism: Salvelinus sp. IW2-2015
Lineage: Eukaryota; Metazoa; Chordata; Actinopteri; Salmoniformes; Salmonidae
Source: RefSeq, a predicted model, not a curated record